UGUUUAUAUUGGAUCAUACUCAUUGUUCAAUUCUUUGAGUGUUUGGUAUCUUGAGACCGUGAUGAAUCUUUUGGUAGUUUUGUAAAGAUGAAUCGAAAUUGUGCAUGGAAAAAUCAUGUACUCCCUGUGUCUAAAAAAAUACUUUUAUUUUAGUAAGGUACAUUGCUCACAAAACACAAUAUACUUUUAAUGUUUAUACGGGUUGAGAAUUAUUACUCUUCUUUAUAGAGAAAAGGUUAUUGAUAAACAAAAAAUUUUUGGGGACGAAGUAUAUAUCAAAUUUUCACCAAUAUCUACAAUUGAGAGUGUUCGAGCUUCUUAAAAAUUCAUAAGUAUCUCUUGAUCUCUAGGAUUGUUAUUUUUCUCAAGAAAAUAAGUUCAUCUGUUUAUGAGAAACAAGUACACAUUUUCUAUUUAGUAGUUUCUUUUUUCCGUAUGAUUUUGGAAAGGUGGUGAAAUCUAACCCUCAAAUUAAGUGUCAAUAAUAAUCCAAAUGAAGAACUAAUUUUUUUAUUGAAUGGGGUUUUUCAAAUAAAACAAAGCAGUUGUAUAACCAAGGUGUGGGUUUCUCAAAUAAAACAAAACAGUUGCAAUCAAGCCCAAAGCAAAUUCAAAAUGAAGGAAGCACUAUGAGUUUGCCUCUCUGAUGCACCUGAAACAAAAGAAACUACUUGGGUAUAUAAUUGUAAUGCCAAGGCACGAACUUUCAAUAAUGGUUAGUGUAUAAUUUCAAGGUUUAGUAUUCCAAACUCUAUUUAUGCUUUCAUAUAAUUAAUUUCUAAGAAAAAAACAAUACAGUUUUUUGCCAGCACACCCUCCAUAAAAUCUCAUCAAAAUGUUUAAAAGCUUAGGCAAACUCUCUCUUGGAAAACGCUACAAUGCCCAGACCAUCCUCUACGCCUACUAUGUCGAUUGAUAUCUAUUUUUCUUCCAGUAAUCGACUCUUUUUCUCUAUGACAACAAUAGAAUCUGCAAACUCAUCUCAUCUCUUACUCCUUUCUUCUGCAACAAUUGAAAAUUCUACUAACUUAUUGGCUUCCUUGAUGUAUGAUUGAUCGAGUAGCAUCUCUCUAAUAAGUAAUGUUAAUCCUCUUCAAAAAACAAUCAAUUAGUUUUGUUUAAUCCAUUUCGUAAUUCGUUGCCUUAGAUGAUUUAGCAUCAUUUUUUUAAAUAAACAGAUCAUUUUUUUGCAAAUUAUGUAGUAAGUGAAUAAGUAGUUGUAUUCAAUCAGGCUUCUCAAAUAUUGACUCUUCUUAAAUUCUAUGUGUUGGAUGAUAUUUAUAAUAUAAGUCUCACUGUUUCAAACAGUGGAAGUAUAUGCUUCUGUACUCAACCUUUUCUGCAAACUUCAUAUCAAAAUUAAUAAAACUAAUAUAUCCUUUACUGCAGAUACUUUUGCACUAUUCAUUGAUUGAUGGUCUUUUUUUGAGUUUGUGUAGGAAAUUUCUAUCAAUGACACAGUUUGAAGAAGUCUGGUAGGAAGUUUUGAGAAGAGAAUAAGGUUCAAUGAAUGUCUUUGCUAAUAAUUUGAAAAUAUAAUAUUUAUUUCUUUUGUUAUGUAGAAUUUAUCUUUGCCUUUUUCUUGAUAUUGUCUUUAAUGAGCCAAUUCUUUUAUCUUCCUGAUGUUGAUCUUCCAUUAAAUUGAGCUUAAAACUGGAACUCAUUCAAUCCAAUCCAACAUGCAGUUUAUAUCGCAUGGUUGUGAUAUACCUUCAACCAUUAGACAAAUCCUUGCAGUCGUGGGUAUACAUAUAUUGAUUUUGUCAACUCAUUCUCUUACUAUCAAUAUCCUCUUUUAUUUCUUUUUCCUUUUCUUUAAACCAUGGUAUAUGUGGACACUCAGUCCCCUUAUUCUUGAUAUGAUUUUUCCCCUUUACGACAGCCAUUACUGCAGAGCUGGCUUGAGAAAUCAAAUGAGGAAGGUUGACUUUCUCAUGCAUUCUUCUCUUUCCAAGCCAGACAACACAACGCCAAUGUUAAUCACCUUUUCAAGUGUUUGCCCUAAGAUCAGGAAAGAUGAGCUAUCUUUGGUGGCUUCUUGAAGAUCAAUAUAAACGUCCCCUUAGUGUGAAGGCUAGAAGUUUUUCAUGGUAAUUACUAAUUGCAUGCUUUUUUUUGUAGCUUUUUGUUUUUGCAGCAUCUUAUAAUGGUGGUUUGUUCUUUUACUUGCUGGCAUUCCCUGGCAAAUAUGGAAAAUGUUCAACUCUACUAUAUGGUAUCAACAACAUUAUGUCUUUUUCUAUAAUAUUGUGACUGUUAUGGUUGAUUAUUUUUUAUCACUUCAAUAUUUGCACAUAGAUGUGAAAUGAUGUAUAAUAGGUGGUUG
This is a messenger RNA of Cuscuta campestris, 2326 nucleotides long. Lineage: Eukaryota; Viridiplantae; Streptophyta; Magnoliopsida; Solanales; Convolvulaceae. The record is from the annotation of a GenBank genome assembly.